AAAGGAGCGAGAAAACUAAAAUUUAAGAGCACUCGCAAUCUCGCAAAUCCUUACUUUAAAGUGGCAUCCUCCUCUCUGCCGCGCCGACCGCCGCUUCUCUCCUCCACCGUCAACCUCAAAAUCGUAACUUUUCAACUGGGUAACUGUUGGAAGCUAUCAGUUGAUCCGUAGAAGAAGCUCUUCAAAUUUUCCGAGUUCCAGAGUUUGCAUCCUCAAUUCAAGAGUUUGGGAACACAACAGAAGAUUCAAGAAAAGAAAAAAAACCAUGAAUACUUCCUGCAAAGCAAAUACAGAACUCUCCCGCUGUAUCUCGAGUUCGAUUAAUCAUAACUUGUUCAAGAUUGGUAAAGACCAUUCAACAAGAAGACUCUUGCCUUUCUUGUCCAAGAACUGCAAGAAUGAAAUUAAGAUGAGAAGAGGAACUAGGAAAGGCAGAGGUGUGGUUUCUAUGUCGAGAACUGAGGCUGCAGAAAAGAGCGAUGGACUUACUUACAAGGAUGCCGGAGUUGACAUUGAUGCUGGCUCCGAGCUUGUUAAAAGAAUAGCUAAGAUGGCUCCCGGAAUCGGAGGCUUUGGAGGGCUCUUUCCAUUGGGGGAUUCCUAUUUGGUUGCUGGUACUGAUGGAGUGGGAACAAAGCUUAAGCUGGCUUUCGAGACUGGAAUCCAUGAUACUAUCGGCAUUGAUUUGGUUGCGAUGAGUGUUAAUGACAUUAUCACAUCUGGAGCUAAGCCUUUGUUUUUCCUUGAUUACUUCGCCACAAGCCGUCUGGAUGUUGACCUUGCAGAGAAGGUCAUUAAAGGCAUUGUAGACGGUUGCCAACAAUCUGAUUGCGCUCUUCUUGGGGGAGAGACUGCAGAGAUGCCUGAUUUUUAUGCUGAUGGUGAGUAUGAUCUGAGCGGCUUUGCUGUUGGCAUCGUGAAGAAGGACUCUGUUAUCGAUGGAAAAAACAUCGAGGUUGGGGAUGUCCUCAUCGGUCUUCCCUCCAGUGGAGUGCACUCAAACGGUUUCUCUCUUGUCAGAAGGGUUUUAGAAAGAAGUGGCCUUUCUUUGAAAGACAAUCUUCCCGGCUCGUCUCUUAGUCUGGGCGAAGCUCUGAUGGCCCCAACCGUUAUAUAUGUGAAGCAGGUUCUUGACAUCAUUAGCAGAGGUGGCGUCAAAGGGAUCGCCCACAUCACCGGUGGUGGUUUCACUGACAACAUACCCCGUGUUUUCCCAAAGGGCCUUGGGGCUCUAGUAUACAAGAACUCGUGGGCUGUUCCCCCUGUCUUCAAAUGGAUUCAAGAGGCUGGAAGGAUAGAAGGCGCCGAGAUGAACCGGACUUUUAACAUGGGGAUCGGGAUGGUGCUCGUGAUGAAGGAGGAGGCCGCUCUCAGAUUACUCGGAGAUGAUCAUGGCAAGAACUCGGUGUACCGGAUUGGUGAGGUUGUAAGCGGGGAUGGCGUGAGCUACCGAUAAUCGUUGUUUCGAAUUGCCAGCCUUGAGAAGUUCUGAGGUAGCUGAGAUUGCAGAAUUUUUUCUGUUCCGGUUGAAGUUAUGAAAUCCAUCGUGAUUAGCGAUUUUUGCAGGAUUUUGAGGUGAAAUGAAUAUAAAAUUGAAAUGUCGUGUUUAUUACUCCAUGCUAUUGAAGUCUUGUUUAUGAUUAUUUCUGAACUAGAUUAAGUUGCGUUUACUUUGAUGAAAAAUGAAAGGAAAAAAUAUAUUUUAACA
Messenger RNA from Salvia miltiorrhiza (redroot sage), 1708 nucleotides. Its product is annotated as phosphoribosylformylglycinamidine cyclo-ligase, chloroplastic/mitochondrial-like. The coding region runs from base 266 to 1456 and encodes 396 amino acids. NCBI's taxonomy places the organism in Eukaryota, Viridiplantae, Streptophyta, Magnoliopsida, Lamiales, Lamiaceae. The transcript has 10 exons. Gene Ontology annotation, cellular component: cytosol. Gene Ontology annotation, molecular function: phosphoribosylamine-glycine ligase activity; phosphoribosylformylglycinamidine cyclo-ligase activity. The record is from RefSeq and is a predicted model, not a curated record. Gene Ontology annotation, biological process: 'de novo' IMP biosynthetic process; adenine biosynthetic process.